AUCACAAACUGCACCCGGGAACGAUGCUUUCUGUCGCUCGGCAUUUGCCUGAAUUGCACAAUAUAGUCCUCCCCGCUGCUUAAAGUGAAUUUUGGAGCUAUAGAAGCCAGUAAUGACUACAAGCCAAAGCAGUCCGGUUCUUAAAGAUGUUGUGGCCUAUGUUGAUGUGUGGUCGUCCGAGAAAACAGCAAAUUUUUCAAAACCAUUUGUCCAGCAGCUGCAGGAAAUGGGUGCUCAGGUAUCAAAAACAUUCAAUAAACAAGUCACACACGUCAUUUUCAACAAUGGUCACCUGGCCACAUGGAGAAAAGCUAAGAAAAGUAAUGUGAAGCUUGUCUCCGUUCUCUGGGUUGGCAGGUGUUAUGACGACGGCGUGCAUGUAGACGAGGACUUGUAUGCAGCUAUAAAUGAUGAAAGCAAUCCUGUAUUGAUGAACAAGAAACAUCGCUGCAUGCAGCCAAAAGAUUCUCCGGAACGGACACCUGAAAAUGACAGACGCAUGAAGAAGAAAUUAGACAAGAUGAUGAAAGACCGUGUUCCAAAACAACCUCUAGUCACAGAUGUGUCUCCCAUCAUCAUUGAUGAAGAGAGUGGAAUCAUCUACAGCCCUGCGUUGAAAAGAUCAGAUUAUAUGGCAAAACGUUUGAAAGACAUGAAAGAAAAGCGGGAAAACCUCUCACUCAGUGAGUCACAAAUGGUUGAAUCCUGCUCACCCACCGAGCUGAAUCCUUCUCUUGGGAGCACGCCGACUGUUCAAAAAUUAAUGUUUCACCAGGAGGAUGAUUCCUGUGCGUCUGUCGCUGAACCUGGCUGCUUACCUGAUAAACAAAAUGGAAAAACACAAGUUGAUGCUACUGACCAUGGACAUCUUGAAAAACACCACAGGACAGGUUCGGAAAAGCCGUGGCUGUCACCCUGUCGUGAAGUGCACCCUGCUGCGAAAAUUAUAUCGAGUCCUUUGAAAUGCCCUGAUUUUGACAAUGAAGAAGGAAACAGACAACAAAAGCAGAGGAGGUCAUCAGUCAGAAGAAAGCCAGCAGAGAAAUACACAUCUGUGGGUUCGUUGGAAAAUCCUCACCAGCGUGCAAAAUCGGAUAACACGGAGAACUUUACAAAAGAAAAAAGGCAAUCACGGAUAAAAUCAUCCAGCCUAUCGUCUAAAAUAUCUGAAAAGGGAAAACUGCACGUUAAUGAAACCUUUACAGAGACUCAGACCACUCCUUGUCCUGAUAAUGUGAAAUUGUCUAGUUGUCUCUCAUCCCCAGCCAUUUCACGUGAUGCUGCUGUUAGACUGUCAAAAGACACUGCAACUCCACGACGGAGACUGGAACAGAAAAUUUCCAAAGGAGCCAGACCAUCAUUUUCUGCCUUGAUCCGAACAUUCACAAUAUCCAAUGAGUCUCCCAGUAUUGCCCCAGUUUCUGCUGAAGGUGAUGAUGAUGCGUUUGAGGACUAUUUUUCACCAGCAAACCACCACCAGAGAUCAAAAAAUCGUCUCCUGUCUAAUCUCUCUGUGGAGAGUGACAUCCAUAUUCCUCUUGAGUUGGACCCUGUCCCGAAAAAGAGGACAGCAAGGAGAAGUGAAGGCAGUGGGACUGAAUGUAGUGGUAAAAAGAGGAGGAAACUGAAUGAGAGUCCAUGUGGCAAAACUCAACAUCAGCAGUUGGAUUCAAACCCGCAACAGGAUGUUGGAGAAUCUGUGCCUGCCUUGGACAGUCCAAGUUGCAGUUUAACACUUGUGGCUAAAAGGCGAAGACAGAGCACCUUGCCGUUUACAAGCACCAGUACAAUUACAACUGACACAUUAAAACACAGACGAGCAUCCGAACAAUCAGUGUUAACAGGAGAUAAGCCAGUACCAGAGAUGGAGAAAAAAUCUGAAGUCAGUGUUCGUUCUCACACUGUGGAAAGUACAGGAAAUGAAUGCACAGUUGCAGCUGGAUUAAUAGAGAUCAACUCUGAAGGCGAUGUAACUCACAGUGAGCAGAUGAGCUUGUCUCUUAAGAAGAUGGACAGUGGGGCAAAGGCUGUGAGAACAUUGGUUAUGACAAGCAUGCCUACUGAGAAGCAGCACACAGUGCGUCAGGUGGUGAAAGCACUGGGCGGUUUUCUAAUCGUUGACCAGGUUUGUGAAAGCACAACUCAUGUGGUGUGUGGGGGCCACCGGCGGACUCUCAAUAUUCUGCUGGGUAUUGCUCGUGGCUGCUGGGUCCUCUCUUUUGAAUGGAUCCUCUGGUGUUUGGAACAAAGGCAGUGGAUUCCAGAGGAACCUUAUGAACUUUCAGACCAAUUUCCAGCAGCACAGGUUACCGGUGCCAGACGGCAUGUGCUCGCCCUUCAUCAAGCCCACAGCCACUUGUUGGAGCUGCCCGUGGCCGCUCUGAUUUUUAGCCACACCCCCACUUGUGGCCAGCCACUGUGAAGUGCAGUGAAGUGGAGAUUCCUUUCAGUACACACUCACUGAACAGCACAGAGAAGCAGAUGCACAAACUACACAUCAUUCACUAUGUCCUCUACAUGUUUUUUUUCCCUCUGUAUUUGAACAGCCUCUCAGGAUGCAGCUGUCCACGUCCAGGACACUGUGAUAGUAGCCGUGUCCAUCCCAUUCAUUGAAGAGUGUUUCCCGGGCUUAUACAACAAACACUCAUGUAUCUUUGAACUCAAAGGGAGACGUCUUUGUUGAAAUUAAGUCAUUAACUCUUUCAAUUCAUAGUCUUACUUUACUUGUUUAAGAUGUUAAAUCUACUGAAAUCUACAUCUUUUCUUGAUUCCUGAGGCUAGAUUAAUAUAAGACUUAAUUUAAAGUCUUAUCUGUUCCUGGUACAGAUCUGUUCCCUGACUACACAAUGAUGGCCUGUUUUCUGCAGUGUAGAUUUAAAUUAUUUUAUAUUGAGUGCAGUUUGCAGAUCCCUAUGAUGGUAUAAAGAGCAAGUACUUGCUAGUGUUGGUGAAAGUUGUUUGAUAACUGUUAAGUUUUAAUUUUUUUCAGAAUCGUCACUUUAAAAUAGUAUGCCAAUCCUGAGUGGUUAUAGACUUUUGUGCGUUAAAUGCCUGAACAGCAAAUAACUUGUUUUCUGUAGCUGAAAGAAAAUGGAAAAUGGAAUGGAAAAGGAAAUGGUUUUGAAAACAAAUCACCCCUGGGAUAUGUAUACUAGGAAAAUAGGAGGCUGGUUCUGUAAAACACUCACUCUGUAAAACAAUGUAUCAGUCUGCAAGACCUAAAUGAAAGGUUUUACCAUAGUUGUAGAAUCGUUCCAGUCUGGCAGAGUUUUUGCAGUGGUUUAAAUCUCUCAUGUCACACUGGUGAGCAGCGAGCAGGUGUGCUGUGCAGGAAGAACUUUGACAUCGGAGGACGUUUUGUUCUAUACUGCAGGAAUGUGCCUCUCUCACGGACCCUUAGAAAAUGCCUGAGUGACUUCAUUCUUUACACUUAUAAAAGGCUACAUUUUUCAUCAUUUAUCAUUUUUUACUGGGCAUAACCACACUUAUGGUGUCAACUACACCAUAUUUUAUUUUUGACAGGAAAGCCUUAGAUUUUCAGUGGGAUAGAAAUACUGAAACAGAAUUGUAGGAAGUGGGCUGAGGUAAUACUUACUGUAUACGGGAAAUGCAACAUAUUUAAGGCACAUUACCAAAGAGGAAAGACUUGCCGUCAUUCCAAAAAAAACACUGACUUUUUCAGAUGCUCAUGCUGAAUCACUCAAAGAAAGAAGAAGUAAAUGUGUUUAUACCAGCUCCUGUAUUUUAGUUUGUUUAAUGGUUAUGCAUCCAUUUAAUUUUUCACUAAGCCACUUCACUACAUUAACCAUACACUACUAAGUCAGCUUACACCUGGAGAAAACAUUGUGAUUCACUGAAAUGUCAAGCACACAACUAGCAUUUCAUUAUUCAGAGCCCUUAGGCCCUUAGGCUGUAUUUAUUCUCGUCUGGCAUUGGUUGUGGGGCCGAACAUACUCUCUGCAGACUCACUGUGCUCAGCAGGGCAUACGUUCAUACACUUAGUGGCUGCAGGGAUAUUGAUUAAGUUGACAGAAUAAGAAGGUAGUAUUCCCAUGUGAAAGAUUAAUUAAAUUAUUACUGGCACAAUAAAAUGCAUCUCAUUUAGGCUGCAACAGUCUCAAGAGUGUUUUUCAGAGAAAGCUUUUUCACCACUGACAGCAACACUGGCUUACAGCUAAUUUAAUGACUGUUAUUAUAGUGUACCAUUCGACAGCAUUUGAAUAUAACUUCCUCUGCACUCUAGCACUCCUGUCAUGUGCAGACAGACGUGUUAAUUAUGGUAAAUGUGCAUUAAAUGCAGAAGAUAAUGCAAAGUCUAUCAAAAAUGGGAAGAAUUAGUAAAGAAAUACACAAACCUGCAUGAUUGUUUCUUUACUCUUGAAGGUACAAAUACAGAUACUUUCCUACUUUCCAGGUCCAUGUGGAAUGGCUGUAAACAGCAAUGUGAGAUUAACAGAGUGAUGUAACUCAGUGUAAAAAAAAGUCUAUGUACUGAACGUGGAUGGGGCAUCUCUUAA
Messenger RNA from Solea senegalensis (Senegalese sole), 4517 nucleotides. It is a transcript of the gene mcph1, whose product is annotated as microcephalin 1. The transcript has 14 exons. Lineage: Eukaryota; Metazoa; Chordata; Actinopteri; Pleuronectiformes; Soleidae. The coding region runs from base 113 to 2422 and encodes 769 amino acids. The record is from RefSeq and is a predicted model, not a curated record. Gene Ontology annotation, biological process: mitotic cell cycle.